Magallana angulata is the source of this 810-nucleotide messenger RNA. RefSeq lists its product as uncharacterized. The transcript is spliced from 4 exons. The record is from RefSeq and is a predicted model, not a curated record. Gene Ontology annotation, molecular function: scavenger receptor activity. The coding region runs from base 79 to 558 and encodes 159 amino acids. Lineage: Eukaryota; Metazoa; Mollusca; Bivalvia; Ostreida; Ostreidae.
GUCAAACUAUGAAACUGCGGUGUAAAUACUUCAAGAGCUAUGUUAGCUAAAGAAGUUUAAUGUUCAAGUCGAUCAGCCAUGCAGUGCCCAGAUGAUAAAUACUUCCAUUCAAUAACGAAAACCUGCACAGAUUGUACGCCUGGUUAUUAUGGACCUAACUGCACGAUACCAUGUCGUUAUCCGGGAUAUGGGCCAGGGUGUCAAAAGGAAUGUAGCUGUAAUAUGACAGUCUGCAGUCACGUCAAUGGAUGCUCUGGAUAUGAUUUAGACGGACAUGAGAGUACAACAAGUAACCAUGACCUUCCAAUGAUCAUAGGUCUCUCUCUGGGGUUUGGCAUCGUAUUAAUGAUUGUUGCUUUCGUUGUUAUCACUGUGGCAAACAGAAAGUUCUACACGCGGCAUAUCAGAGAAAAUGCCCAUUAUGUUGGAUCAGUUGCCACAGAGCACAACUACACAAGAAACAAUUUGGAUAGAACUCCUGAACCAUAUACUAGUUAUUGCAGUGCAAGUGAGGCUACAGAGAGCAGCAUUUACAUGUUAGCAAGUUCAUGUCGAUAACAAGACUCUAAUCAAAAGGAAACUUAUUUAAUUCAGACACUACAAAAAAUUAUUUUUUAAAAAUCAUGGCUUGAUGAAGAAAACGAGAUAUGUUCACACGUUGAUGAAAUUUUAAUAGUGCAUGAUUACACUGUGAACAAUUAUGUUUAUGUUAAACUAUGUUGAAAUCCUAACAUUUUCAUUUGAAUUAAUGUUUAGGAACAAUUAAUCAAAUGUACUUUUCCUUAAUAAUACACUUGACGUUGUACAGCG